Paralichthys olivaceus (Japanese flounder) is the source of this 2055-nucleotide messenger RNA. The record is from RefSeq and is a predicted model, not a curated record. NCBI's taxonomy places the organism in Eukaryota, Metazoa, Chordata, Actinopteri, Pleuronectiformes, Paralichthyidae.
GGAAGUGCGUGUCUCUUCACUGACGCUGGGAGAAUCCAGCUCUCGGACAUUUGUCCACCUCCAGGCUCAGUGCGUGUUGUCUCACAGGGACAGAGACACGGUGAGGACACGGGGAUGAUCUGCAUCCUGCUGGUGGCCGGUCACGGCACCGUCCUGGAGACUCAGAUCAAGAACGAUGACACGGGCCUGUACAGCCACCUGGCCGGGGUACCAAAGGCCCUGCUUCCUGGCACCGGAGGGAAGAAGAUUCUUGACUUUUGGUGGGAAACCGUCAACAUGCGGCAGCUGUUCUCAGAGGUGUACCUGGUCACUAACGCAGACAAGUACAAGCACUAUGAGCGCUGGGCCACAGCUAACGACUUCCCAGUGGAGAACGUGGUGAAUGAUGGCAGCACGACGCUGGAGGACCGCCUGGGGGCCGUGGCCGACCUGGAGCUGGCCAUACGCAGUCGCAAGCUGCAGGACGACAUCAUGGUGAUUGCUGGAGACAUGCUGUGUGCGGACCAGAACUUUGACAUCGCUCAGGUUAUCCGCUUCUUCAGGUCAAAGCCUGGAGAGCUCAUCAUUUACUAUGAGUUGGAGGAAAGUGAGAAGAGCAGCUCCAGGGGCAUCGUGGAGGUUUGCCCUGACACCCACAGGAUAACUCGCUUCUCGGAGAAGCCCCAGGAUGGUCUGACGUCAUCGCGACUGGCCAGCGUGGUGUUCUACAGCAUCCAGAGAGACACGCUGUCCUACCUGUCUGACUUCCUCAGCCUGCAGCCUCAAGCCACACACAGGACCUUCGGCCGAUUCUGGGAGUGGCUCAUCAAUGAGAAGCAGUUGGAUGUGUUCGGGAUGAAGCUGCCUACUGGCUUCCAGCUUAUCGGACAAGUGGGCCUGUCAGACUACACCAAGUGGCUCACUCACUACUCAUCCAAGCAGCAGGCCAGCGCUGCUAAACCAAUCACACGCAGGUCGUUUGCCAGGGUUGGAUUAAUGGGGAAUCCCUCAGACGGUUUCAAUGGGAAAACCAUCGCCAUGUCCAUCUCUAACUUCUGGGCUGAGGUCACUCUAGUGGAGAGCCAGACUUUGGCUUUGGUUCCUCAUCCUCUCAACGAUCCUACAGAGUUUGGAAGCUUGCAAGAUCUGUUCUGUAUCAGCAGGAAGGAAGGAUACCUGGGGGGUCUGCGGCUGCUGCAGGCCACCUGCAAGAAGUUCUACCAGUUCUGCUCCAAACAAGGUAUUGCUUUGACAAAGCAGAACUUCACGCUGAAGUACGACACCAACAUCCCUCGGCAGGUGGGCCUUGCUGGAAGCAGUGCCAUUGUCUCAGCGACCCUGAAGUGUCUUAUGAAAUUCUACAACAUCACAGACAAUGAUCUCCCCAAGCCAGUCCGAGCCAACUUCAUCCUCAACGUGGAGACGGAUGAACUCUUCAUUACUGCUGGUUUGCAGGAUAGAGUUGUUCAGGUCUAUGAAGGUUUGGUCUAUAUGGAUUUCAGCAAGAAGCUCAUGGAGGAGCAGGGAUAUGGGAAUUAUGUUUCUAUGGACAUGAGUAACCUUCCACUGUUCUGGCUGGCGUACCUGAGUGACCCCAGUGACUCCGGACGCAUCCACAGCAACAUCCGACAGCGCUGGCUCAGCGGAGAGCCUCUGGUCGUUGAAGCCAUGAAGAAUUUUGCUGAGCUGACUGAUCAAGCGAGGUCGGCCCUGCAGCACAGAGACUGGAGCCGUCUGGCACAACUGAUGGACCAGAACUUUGAGCUGAGGAGGUCUGUCUACACCGACGACUGUCUGGGUCCUGGGAAUCUUAAAAUGGUUCAGCUGGCGAGGCAGUUUGGCUCAGCAGUGAAGUUACCAGGCAGUGGAGGAGCUGUGGUGGGUCUCUGUCUGGACCAGGCCAGACUGGUAAGACUAAGAUCGCAUUAUGUGGAGGUUGUGACGUCUGAUUCUCGGGGUGAACCAGCGGAUCUCAUUCGCUGCUCCUCCAGUGGGCGGAGUAGCGGGGCUCUGCCUCUGCCGCUCGCAGCCGCUCGCUCCUCCACUCAUGCGGACCCGCUGACUGGGAUGGACUAG